AUGAAAUAUUUGCUUCUCGGAAACUUCGAAAGUAAAAAAAAUAUUGACAUGAGCUGUGAUACUAGUAUAUUUUUAAAUAAGGAAGCUAAAAUGUUCGUAGCUAAUACGCGUUUUCCAAAUCUCCGUUUAAAAAAUUCCAAGAGAUAUCGGAGUGCUUUUACUACAGAGCAAAUUAAUUACUUAGAAAACGAAUAUAAAAAGUUUCCGUAUAUUAAAAACACAAAUCGUAAAGAAGUUGCUAAUAAAUUAAAAAUUUCUGAAAAAGCAGUCAAGAUAUGGUUUCAGAAUCGUCGGAUGAAAGAGAAGAGAGAAGUUAUUGGUAAUAAGGAACUGCAUAUAGAAGACGAAAACAACAUUUAUAAUACUUUUUCCAAGGAGUUAUUAAAUGGAUGCAAUAUGCCAACAAAUAAUUUUGUUGGUGAUAGUGAAGCAUUACUAUCAAAUCAAACGGAGAAAUCAAAAGUAUCAACUAUAAAAAAACCGAAGGAUCAUUAUCAAAUAAGGGUAACAGCUUUUAUAAAUGACAAAAUAUCUAAUAAUAAGCAUAACAGAACAAUGGAUUUGACAAAAGACAAAAUAAAUUUAAAUAUAUUAAAGUCUACUAUACCAUCAAAAUUAAAAAGUGAGACCACAAAAUUGCUAACACAACCUCUAAAAAUUACUCGUAGAAAUAAACAUUUUAAUGAUGUAAGUAAAGAGCAUAAUCAAAAAAGUACUCCGAUACAUUGUUUUAAUAAAAAAGAAACUGAAGUUGGACAAGAUCUAAUAAUGAGUAAUAUACAUAAGAAAGAGCAUCAACAAUGUUAUUCACUUAAUUCAAACAUUGAUCAAAGAUUUAUGUCACUUUACACGCAAGGUUAUUAUGCAUCUCCACAUUUAUCAGCUUCAUCAACAAUUAAUUCUAGCAAUAUUAUCUGGAAGCCUGUCAACGUGAUGCCAAUGCCGAUACCUGGAGUAGCGACAUGUUCACCAUUUUCAAUUACCCAUAACUGCUCUGGAAUGUCCUCAAACAAUCAAGACGUUUCAAUAGGAACUUGCAGUUCCCAGGGUUUUCCGCAUUGGCUUAACGGGCGAUCACAGUGUCUCGCAAGUUCGCAGUCUAUACUUGCGUUUAGUAAUUCAUCGAAUAAGAUUUAA
Molecule: messenger RNA, 1137 nt
Organism: Nymphalis io (European peacock)
Lineage: Eukaryota; Metazoa; Arthropoda; Insecta; Lepidoptera; Nymphalidae
Exons: 2
Coding region: 1-1137 (378 amino acids)
Biological process (GO): regulation of DNA-templated transcription
Molecular function (GO): DNA-binding transcription factor activity, RNA polymerase II-specific; DNA binding
Source: RefSeq, a predicted model, not a curated record